Vicia faba (fava bean) is the source of this 768-nucleotide messenger RNA. NCBI's taxonomy places the organism in Eukaryota, Viridiplantae, Streptophyta, Magnoliopsida, Fabales, Fabaceae. The record is from the annotation of a GenBank genome assembly.
AUGGCUACCGAAGAACCUAUUAUCGCCGUUGAACCCGAGCUUGAACCAGCGACCGCCGAACCUCCAGUCUCGGAGAAAGUGGAGGAACCAAAGGCUCAAACUGAGAAGACGAAGAAAACCAAGGAAUCCAAGCCUAAAAAAGCUUCCAAACCACGAAACCCUGCUUUACAUCCUACUUACGAAGAGAUGAUUAAGGAUGCAAUAGUGUCGCUGAAGGAGAAGAAUGGUUCAAGCCAAUACGCGAUUGCAAAGUUCAUUGAAGAGAAGCACAAACAGCUUCCUGCCAACUUCAAGAAGCUAUUGCUCCAAAAUUUGAAGAAAAAAGUUGCUUCUGGAAAGCUUGUUAAGGUUAAAGGUUCGUUCAAGCUUUCUGCAGCUGCGAAAAAGCCCGCAGUCGCCAAGCCGAAGUCAAAGCCAGCUGCCAAGGUGAAGUCUGUGAAGGCUAAGCCAGCUGCCAAGGUAAAGGCUGUGAAGGCUAAGCCAGCUGCUAAGCCAAAAGCUAAAGCUGUUGUAAAAACAAAGGUUGCUUCAAAGGCAAAAUCUGCUACUACCAAGCCCAAAGCUGCUGCCAAGCCUAAAACUGUUGCUAAGCCCAAGGCAAGGCCUGCAAAGGUUGCAAGAACAUCGGCUAAGACUACACCAGGGAAGAAAGUUGCUGUUGCAAAAACCGCACCUAAGAAAGCAGUGGCAGCAAAGAAGGCUCCGGUGAAGAGUGUGAAGUCUCCAGCGAAGAAGGCUUCCGGGGUGAAGAGAGGGGGAAGGAAAUGA